UCGGGAAGCCCACUACUGAGGAGGGCGCAAGUGUACACUGCACCGUGGCUAGGAGGCGCCGCGGGGAUGGGAGGCGCCGGGGGGGACGAAGCACGACGCUGGCGGGAAAGGUCAGCGUAGUGGCGGUUGAGGGCAGCAAUGUAAGGGCACUGUGAGGAGUUAUGACCGUCCUGCCGGCAGCACAAACACCCACGCCGACCCAAAAUGGCCGCCCACUCCUCAACGGAAAGGACACCGCGAGGAGGGACAAAGCCCUGAGGGAGAUCCUACUGAGGGACCUCGGGGGGCGACGUGCUAGCAUGACCGGAGCGGCUGCGUGUCCGGGAGACGGCGGAGAGGAUGAGCUCGAGGCGCUCGGCCAUAGGCAGAGUAGAGUCCUCCAGGUGGUAGUGGACGACCUCGCCGAGGUCGUGGUCGUCGCUAUGGUCACCCUCAAGCGGCAGCGGGGCAACGGCGUCCUGCUCACCAUACUCGAGCACGCUGAAGCGGCGCGAGAAGUGGCGGCCCUGCUGCAGAGAACUGCGGGGGCAACCGCGGAAAGGAGAGCGGCGCUGGGAAGUGUCGUGAGAGGAAGAGGGGGCGUAGCCAUUACGCUGAGGCUGGGAGGAGGAAGCGGGGUGAAGACGGGCCCGCAUCCGCUGAAGGGUCCCGACGGCCUCAUAGGCCUGCGGGGCCGAUGUGAACUCCGCAACCAGUCGAAGAAUGCAGAGGCGAAAGAUAAAGUAGAAAGGAUGGUAUCGGAAGUGCAGAAGGAAGUCAACAACCUGAAGCUACUAAAGUAUGAUCUGGCGGUUGUGAAGGGCGCGUUGCAGAAGAUCAAUGAACCGAUUCGUACCUGCACUCUGAUCGUGUCGUCUUCGGUUCAUCCGAACGGAUAUGUGGGGACAAUGGCUGGACUACCAACUUCAGUACAUGGUAGCCACAGCAUUCGGAGCCGAAGCAUGCCAAGCAAAAGCGCACCGAACAAAAGCAGAUUGGGACGCGUAAUCCCUCCACACCCCAAGAGAGGACGAACGAAGAUUAAUCGCAACGUGUCGGCAACGAAGUCGAAGGCAAAACGGAGCAUUAAUUUCGGGGUCGAACCGAUGACGGACAUGCAGCUCCUUCGUCUUCACYACACGGACCWGAAGGUCUUAUGCAAGAUGCAUGACAUCAGGUACAAGGACAAGCCGCAAGCGAUCUCGGCAUUGAGGCAAGUUCCUGGAUUGAUCGCCUACAAGGGGCGGRACUUCAACCGGGAUUCUGAUCUUGAAACACAGAUCAUGCCAGAUCCAUAUAACAUCAGAGUGUCCAAUACAAUUGGCGGCGACACAAGUGAGGAUGAUUACGAGAACCUUAGUACAAGAUCAAGCGGGAGUGAUGAGUAUGACUCAUCCGACACACGACACAUCUUCGGGCGCCGAAGAUCUAUCGGGAAGGUAGAAGACACCUCAGCAUCAGGCGACCUCACCACGACACAGAAGUGGGAGCAGAUACACGGGCUAUCAACGAAAAUUGAGCAACUAGUUAGUACAGGGAGUUUCACCUUGGUGUAGACAUAUGUACGUGGGAGGACAGGAAGACAGCCCGACAAGAGAUGGACUGAACACAUAAACUUGUCCAAGAAUCCAAAUAGAGGAGCACAACGGAAACUAUGCAGUUGGUUGCACUUCAGUACAUGGUAGCCGCAGCAUUCCGAGCCGAAGCAUGCCAAGCAGAAGUGCACCGAACAAAAGCAGAUUGGGACG
Chara braunii is the source of this 1727-nucleotide messenger RNA. The record is from the annotation of a GenBank genome assembly. Lineage: Eukaryota; Viridiplantae; Streptophyta; Charophyceae; Charales; Characeae.